Molecule: messenger RNA, 1722 nt
Organism: Aspergillus glaucus CBS 516.65
Lineage: Eukaryota; Fungi; Ascomycota; Eurotiomycetes; Eurotiales; Aspergillaceae
Exons: 4
Coding region: 1-1722 (573 amino acids)
Biological process (GO): transsulfuration
Molecular function (GO): cystathionine gamma-synthase activity; pyridoxal phosphate binding
Source: RefSeq, a predicted model, not a curated record
AUGGGCGACGCUGGUCCAACCCCGGAAUCCUGGAUGCCCCCCAAGGCUCCUCGGGCGCUGCCGAUGGGCAAGGCCAACAUGUAUCCCCGAGGCGAGGGACAUGCUGUUAGUGUUUCUUUACCGACUUGGGACUCGGUAAUUGGAUUGUCCCGGAAAGAGCCAUGGGUACUGGACACUCUUGAAUGGAGCUAUCCUCGAUUCUAUAUCAACAAGCCUGUCCGAGACCUCUCUGCUGCUGUACUGCGACGGCUCCAGAUAACCGACGAGAGCGUUGCUUGUAUGGUAUUCUCUUCUGCUACUGCCGCACGACAAUGUGUCGAGACCCUUAGGACGGCCUCGUCGGAGACUCUGUCUAUCUUAGAGGUAGUCCGGUUUACCAUGCCUCUCGAGCCAAAUGCUGGAGAGAAAGAUCCCAAUUGGGCCAACUUCACCGCAGUCUUACUCCCCUCCGACCAGUGGAAGGCAGCAAUGGGAUUCUGGCGCGAUACCGGCACAGGCCUAUCAAGCCGUCAUGCGGAGUUCUGUUUAGAGCAAUUCGACUAUCUUGACUCUGAGUCUGAUUCUUCGAAGCCAGAGUACCAAACCCGAGCUCAGAAGACAUACCACAGCCAAAGCUUGCAGUCCUUUGCAAGGGUAAAAUUGGCAUCUGCGAGCUUGCAGGAAGUGCAGUUUUUCAUUGCAAAGUUGGCAACCUCGGAAAAGCCAGGACAGCCACCUGUGCGUUCUGAGGAUGUUUUCUUGUACCCCAAUGGAAUGAACGCUAUUUAUGGACUGUCGAAAUGUCUGUCUUCACUUCAGGUAAACUCCAAGGUUGCUGCGUACGGAUGGCUGUACCCAGAAACCGUCGAAGUUCUCCGGCGAUGUCCUUUUGGGGAAGUCCUCACGUAUAAAGACGGAACGGAAGAGGAAUUAGACCAUCUGGAGAGCAUUCUCAAAUCCGGUCAAAGAAUUCACGCUCUGUUCUGUGAACUACCUAGCAACAUCAAGUUAUCAUCACCAAACCUGCAACGGAUCCGCUCUCUUGCAGACACAUACGGCUUUAUAGUUGGUUGCGACGACACCGUUGCUGGAUAUGUCAACAUCGAUGCUCUUCCGUACGUCGAUGUUAUGAUGUCAAGUCUGACCAAGACGUUCAGUGGUGCUUCGAAUGUCACUGGGGGAAGCCUCGUAAUCAAUCCCAGCUCUCGAUACCACGAAAAGCUCCAUGCCGCUCUGUCAUCCCAAUAUGAGAUCAUCUACUUCCCGCUCGACAUGGACACCCUCCGUCAAAACUGUCAAAACACAGUCUGGCGCAUAAAACAAUGCAACCAAAACACUAUCCCCCUCGUCGACCUACUCAAAGCGCACCCGUCAAUCGAGCAAGUGAACCACCCAUCAAUCUCGCCAACAGCGACGCAUUAUGAAAGUGUGAUGCGCAAGGACGGUGGCUACGGCAACGUCCUUAGCAUAAUCUUCCACAGACCAGACAGCGCAGAACACUUCUAUAACACUGCCAACGUGUGCAAGGGCUCGAGUUUCGGGACGAACUUUACACUGGCGAUCCCGUAUGUUCAGUUGGCGAAUUAUUGGAAUCGCGAUAAGGUGCCGAAGUAUGGGGUGCCGCAGCACAUCAUUCGGAUUAGUGUUGGGCUUGAGGAUAGUUUGCAGCUCGUUAAGACCGUGGAUGCUGCGCUGAAGGAGGUAGAGAAGUUUGAAGCUGGGGGUGGUUCAUUGUUGAAUUAG